AUGACUUUUCAGACCCUUCUUGAAGUUUACUAUGAUGAAAAGCCUGGUUUGUACAACCAUUUCCAAGCUGGUAUUAAAGUUAAUUUUUGGAAAUAUGAUUUUGACUGGCCUAGAAGACAUGAUGCCAACUUGAAAAACUAUCAACAAAGUAGCAGUAUUUUAAAUCACAUUUUAACACCAUAUUAUUUGUUAUUAUCUUUUAUUGCUUCACAAAGGUAUAAUCGACUGGCUGAUGCUUGUGAAAGUAGGUUUAUUACAACUUAAUUAACGUGUCUAGUUAAAUGUUACUGUAUAUACUAUUUACUUUAAAGUAGAGCUACCUUCAGUAUUGCAAACGUAAAGGUAGAUUUCUAAAGUAACGUCGCUUUUCAGAUUUAAUAAAGACAUCUAUAGUUGCUGAUAUAGAACGUCAAAAUUACGAUGUCUUCUUCAACGAACAACUUACUCUAUGUGGCUUUGGAAUUGGUCAUUUUGCUGAAAUUAAAAUUAAUGUUUGGGUAUCAAGGUAAGCCUUAACCGUAGUCCAAAGUUACAGCCCAGAGCCAUAGCUCAGUAGCCAAGAGCCCUAGCUUAGAACUCUAGCUCAGAGCUCUGUCUCAAAGCCCUAGCCCAGAGCGCUGACCCAGAACUCUAGCUCCAAGCCCUAUUUCAGAGAGCCCUAGUCUUAGCCUUAGCCAAAAGCUUUAGCCAACAGCCUUAACCCAGAGCCCUAUUCUAGAGCCCUAGCUUUGAGCACUAGCCCAAGCCCUUGCCAAGAGUCCUUGCCCAGAGCCCUAUCCCAGAGCCCUAGCCCAGAGCCCUAGUACAAAGUCCUAGUCCAGGGUCCUAGUACAGAGUCCUAUCCCAAAACUUUAUGCUAUAGAGUCCCAGCCAAGAGAGCCCUAGCCUUGACCCUCACUUAAGACCUGGUCUUAGCAUCAGCGCUAGCUCUAACUUUGACACUUCUCAGCUUUGUCAUAGCUUUGCUCUAGUACUAGCCUAAGCCUAAACCCAGUAACUAUUUCUAGUUUUAGACAUCGAUUCUUGAACUUACAUAGCAAAGCAGGUAAAUUUUAAAAAAAUCGAUUUUAGCUGCCCACUAAACUCAGCUAUGUCAUCAAUACUAGGUUUGCCAUCGGCAGCUUCUUGGUUGCCAGCAACUUUUGACAAUCUAAAUACGAACGAUAUUAUGAGUUUUACUGAUCGCUACUAUAACAUGUUGUCAGGAUUCAUCACUAUUCGAGGAUUUCAACAGCUAGUUGAGGCAGAAUCAGAAGUUUUUAGGGUAAAAUACGGUCAUCAAGAAGAUCAAUUUUAUGCGAAAAGAUUAAUGCAUUUCGAUUUAUCUAAAAUAGCUUCAGAAUCAUCCUUGAUUUUUGUAAAUUCAGUCGAUUUCUUGGAUUUUCCACGACCAAUAACUAGUCGGAUUGUUAAUAUUGGUGGAAUUAUGACGGAUAAUGUUGAUGAUAAGAAUAAUAUUGGACUUAUACACAAUCCUGAGCUUAAUACUGUCUUGGAAAAGCAUGCAAAAGUGAUUUAUAUGAGUAUGGGCACAAUGGGUAAUCUACAAAAUAAUGUUUUACAGAAGCUUUUAAAGGCUUUUUCAAUGUUUGAAGAGUAUUUCUUUAUCGUUAGGCUUGGUAGUGAUAGUGAAGUAAGUAAAUGUUUUAACAAAAAAUUUAAACAAUGUUAUAUUACAAAAAAAGUUACUAUCAGGAGUAGAGAUAGAAUAAAGUAAAGUUAUGGUACGGCCGAAGAAUUUACAGUAAGCCUGAGAUAUACCGCAGGUAAAGCCAAAGUAUCUAAUUCUGUGGCAGAACAAAGCUACACUAGAAUAAGCUAAAGAAUGUCUAUUGUAAAGGCUAGAGUACGCCUAGUGUAAAGGCUAUGAAAAGUAAGACUGGGUAGGAUUACAGUGUAACUGUAGGGAGAGUGUAUGUCUAGGAAAAAGAUUAAAGUAAGGCUAGAGUAAAGACUGCGGUAUGCCUAAGAAACGACUAGGAUACGCCUCAAAAGAAACUAGAGUAGAGUUAGAGUAGGGCUAGGCUAGAGCCAAGCUAAUGCUGAAGUAGGGUUAGGUUAAGGGCUAGAAUAGGGCUAUGGUAAGACUAGUAUAGGGCAGGGGUAGUGCUAGAGUAAAACUAGAGAAGGGCUAAUGUACAGCUAGUGUAGGGCUAAGCAAGGCUAGGGUAAAACUAGGUUAGGAGGAAAAGUUACAGUAAACUUUCACAAGUAAUUUUCUAAACACUUUGUUUACAGAUAGUACCAACAAACCCGAACUACAACAAUAUCUACUUUGUUGAAUGGGUAGUUCAACACAAGUUACUCUGUAAGCUCUCACCGCAAACUUUAAAACUGAUGCUGAAAAGAAUAUAAAAAACAAUCAAUUUCAACUUAUUUUAGGUAACAAAAACGUAAAACUCUUUAUCACUCACGGCGGCUACAACAGCAUUUUAGAAGCUGUUGAUUGUGCUGUGCCAUUAGUAGUGAUACCACUGUUUGGAGACCAAAUGUUUAAUGGAAAGUUGGUCGAAAAGCAAGGAUUUGGAAAAGUUAUAUCUCAAAACGCUAUAUUUGCCAAUCCAAUGAUCAUAAAAGAUGUUAUACAUGAAGUCCUAGACAAUGAAAAGUAAGUCUAGUAGAGUAGGGUGGGGCAAGACCGGGUAUGAUAGAGUAGGGAAAAGUAGCGUAAGGUACAGUAUUAUAGGGCAAGAUAGGGUAAGGUAGAGUGGAGUAAGAAAGGAUAGAGUCUUCUAAACCCUAAAUCCAAAAAUUUUUGCGGAGUUACCUAAUAUUUGAGUAUAUUGACAUAGCCUUAGAGAAAUUGCAAGAAACCGUGUUACGCAACGUUUUCUUAUAUAAUAUUGAUGAUUUUUGUAAUAUCUGCUUCGAUUGUUUAGCUUUACUGAUAACGUCAAAAGAAUGCAAAAACUCUUAAAGAAACGACCAUUUUCGGGCACACAAACGCUUCAGCAGUAUGUGCGACUUUUAGAAGCUGGUGA
Molecule: messenger RNA, 2981 nt
Organism: Bursaphelenchus okinawaensis
Lineage: Eukaryota; Metazoa; Nematoda; Chromadorea; Rhabditida; Aphelenchoididae
Source: the annotation of a GenBank genome assembly